AUGUCUCUUUUGUAUGUUUCUCCUUCUUCUUCUCCUUCUUCUCCUUCUUCUUCUUCUUCUCCUCCUCCUCCUUCUUCUCUUCAUUCUUCUUCUUCUCAUUCUUCUUCUUCUCAUCCUCCUCCUCCUUCUCCUUCUCCUCCUUCUUCUUCUUCUCCAUCUUCUUCUUCUCCUCAUUCUUCUUCUUCUCCUCCUCCUUCUCCUUCUCCUAAUUCUUCGUCUUCUCCUCCUCCUCCUUCUUCUCCAUCUUCUUCUUCUCCUCAUUCUUCUUCUCCUCCUCCUCCUCCUCCUUCUUCUUCUUUUCUAUGUCGUCUACUCCUGCUUCUUCUUCUUCUUCUUCUUCUUCUUCUUCUUCUUCUUCUUCUUCUUCGUCGUCGUCGUCGUCAUCGCCGUCUUCUUCUUCUUCUCCUCCUUCUUAUUUUUUUUUUUUUUUCGUCGUCGUCGUCUGCUCCCUCUUCUUCUUCUUCUUCUUCUUCUAUGUCGUCUAUUCCUGCUUCUUCUUCUUCUUCUUCUUCUUCUUCUUCUUCUUCUUCUUCUUCUUCUUCUUUCUUCUUCUUCUCCUCCUUCUCAUUGUUCUUGUUUUUUUUCUUCGUCCUCCUUCUUCUUCUUCUUUUCUUUUUUUUUUUUUUCUUCUUCUUCUUCUUCUUCUUUUCUUCUUCUUCUUCUUCUUCUUCUUCUUCUCUUCAGCUCAUUCAUUUUCUUCUUUUCAUAUCUAUCUAUCUAUCUAUCUAUCUAUCUAUCUAUCUAUCUAUCUAUCUAUCUCUUUUCCUAUAUAUUCAUCCCAGCAAUUUAAGAAUAAAUAUAUUUUUUUUUCUCUCUCUCUCUCUCUCUCUGUAUAUUUUCUUUCAUUCUUUCUUUUUCUUUCUUCCUUUUUUUUUUUUUCUUUCAUUCUUUAUUUCUUUCUUUCCUUCUAUAAAUCGUCUUUCAUUCUUUCUUUUUUUCUUUCUUUCUUUACUUCUAUGUAUCGUCUUUUAUUCUUUCUUUCCUUCUAUAGAACGUCUUUCAUUCUUUCUUUUUUUCCUUUCUUUCUUUACUUCUGUGGAUCGUCUUUUUCUUUCUUUUUCUUUCAUCGUCUUUUUUUUUUCUUUCUUUCUUUUCUUCUAUAGAUCGUCUUUCAUUCUUUCUUUUUUCCUUUCUUUCUUUUCUUUGGAUUUCUUUCAUUUCUUUUUUUCUUUUUCAUCGUCUAUAAUUCUUUCUUUUUCUUUUCUUUCUUUACUUCUGUGGAUCGUCUUUCAUUCUUUCUUUUUUCCUUUCUUUUUUUUUUGGAUUCUUUCAUUUUUCUUUUUUUUCUUUCUUUUUCUUUUUCUUUCUUUUUUCUUUCUUUCUUUUCUUCUAUCUUUCUUUCAUUCUUUCUUUUUUUUUCUUUUCUUUUUUUUCUUCUUUGAUCAUCUUCUUUCAUUCUUUCUUUUUCUUUUCUUUCUUUACUUCAUUGAUUUCUUUCAUUCUUUUAUUUAUUUCCUUUCUUCUAUAGAUUUCUCCUUUCUUUCUUUUUUCCUUUUCUUUUUAAUUUGGAUCGUCUUUUUCAUUUUUCUUUCUUUCUUUCCUUCUUUAUCUUGUUUUUUUCUUCUUCUUUCUUCUUCUUUGUUUUUUUCUUCUUCUUUGUUGUUGUUUAUUCUUUUUUCUUCUUAUUAUUAUUUCUCCUUCUUCUUUGAUGUUGUUCUCCUUUUUGUUGUUGUUUUCUUCUUUCCUUUUUUUUUUUUUGUUCUUCUUUUCUUUCUUGUUUUUCCUUUCUUCUUUUUUUUCUUUUUUCUUUUUUUUUCUUCUUCUUCUUUUCUUUUUCUUUUUUUUUUUUUGUUUUUUUUUUUCUUCUUCUUUCUUCUUCCUUUUCUUCUUCUUCGUCUUUACCUUUUUUUUCUUCUUUCGUAUUCUUUCUUUUCUUUUCUUUUUCUUCUUGUUUUUUUCCUUUCUUCUUUACCUCCUUUUUUUUUCUUCUUUUAUUUUUCUUCUUUCGUCUUUCUUCUUGUUUUUUCUUUCUUCUUCUAUUCUAUUCUUUCUUCUUCUUCGUCUUUCUUCUUGUUGUUUUUUUCCUUUCUUCUUCUACCUCCUUUUUCUUCUUCUUCGUCGUAUUCUUUCUUCUUCUUCGUCUUUCUUCUUGUUGUUUUUUCCUUUCUUCUUCUACCUCCUUUUUCUUCUUCUUCGUCGUAUUCUUUCUUCUUCGUCUUUCUUCUUGUUGUUUUUUCCUUUCUUCUUCUACUUCCUUUUUCUUCUUCUUCAUCGUAUUCUUUCUUCUUCUUCGUCUUCUUAUUCUUUGUUUUUUUUCUUCUUCUACCUCUUUCUUCUUCUUGUUCUUUUCUUUUCUUCGUCUUUCUUCUUCUUGUUCUUUUCUUUUCUUCUACCUCUUUUUUUCUUCUUCGUCGUCGUCUUAUUCUUUCUUCUACUUCUUUUCUUUUCUUCUUACUCUUUUUUCUUGGAAAAUUUGAUACUCACGGGACUGGUUGA
This is a messenger RNA of Acanthosepion pharaonis, 2436 nucleotides long. NCBI's taxonomy places the organism in Eukaryota, Metazoa, Mollusca, Cephalopoda, Sepiida, Sepiidae. The record is from the annotation of a GenBank genome assembly.